Molecule: messenger RNA, 1868 nt
Organism: Desarmillaria tabescens
Lineage: Eukaryota; Fungi; Basidiomycota; Agaricomycetes; Agaricales; Physalacriaceae
Exons: 5
Coding region: 232-1686 (484 amino acids)
Source: RefSeq, a predicted model, not a curated record
AUUGUAGUACGUUGUUUUGAAUUCUUUUCUUGCUGGGGUGAGAAUAUUUAAUACAUUCUAUUGGCCACACCAGGCAUCUCUUUGAGAUCAUCAGCAUAUAUCGAGUCCACUGUCAUUUUCGAGAACCUCUACCUUUCUUUAUCAUGAUUCACGAAAUAAAUUUCCUUUGACGUUGACGUUAUCUUUGGGCGUCGACAGCGCCACUGAUGUGCGCUUCUACGUUGGUUAUCGAUGGGCGCUUGCGAAUCUGAUAAAUUCAUGAAACAUCUACCAUUCUUGGAGGAAGAGAUCAGUCCUGUUGAUAAGAAAGUUCCGAAGAUCACACUCAACGCGUACACUGAGACGGGCCGAGAAGGAUCGACAAUCCCAGUGUUGAAGCAACGAUCCUACACCGGUAUAAAGGUCAUACCAUCUGCUCUCGCCAAUACUCCAUGCACCACGCUCGGUAUCGUUGGAAUCCUGGACGAGUUCAACGCGACACUCGGCAAAUCAUAUAGACUAGACAGCCAUCCCACCCUGCACUCGUUCCUCAACUCCUGCAUCGAACGAAACUACGAUUUCGGGACCGCCUACGCCCAUUUUCGCUACAACUCGUCCUGGGUAAGAACCUCCACCAACUUGCACAAGGGGGAAGUGAAGGACGGAGAGAUGCGACGAGAUGCAGUGAUCCACGAUGGCAGGAUUAUCCGCCGGAAGUCCGUGCCUCCUCGGCGGAUAUGGGAUCUGUGUGCUAAUCGGGUGGUGCCGUACUGGGUCGCGAGCCGUGGCUCUCCGAUGAGUGUGCGCGUAGAGGGAAUAUCACAUGCGUGGAUGGAUGCUAAUGAUCGCAGGGACGUGUGGACCCCUAUCAAUGGAUGCGAGUGGCCCGUGCCCUUGCCGAACGACGCCGACCUCGACCUGAUCCGGAUAGAGUUAUUGAACCUCCUCGGAGUCCUCGGAGUGGAGUAUGUAUGGCUCGAUGUUCUGUGUCUGAGGCAGAAGUACGAUUUUAGGGAGGAUUACCGUGAGGAGGAUCUCCGCGGGGAGGCUCUCCGUAUCGACGAGUGGAAGCUCGACGUACCCACGAUCGGGUAUGUGUAUGAAAGCUCAGUGCAGAUGGUGUGCUAUCUCUGUGGACUAGGUCAGCCACUGAGCUGGGCACCAGCGUACUUGGUAGGUGAGAGGAGUUGGUUCAAUCGAGCCUGGACACUUCAGGAGACCAGAGAUAGAUAUCAACAUCAAGCGAUCAUCGCAGGUGAGACCAGCGAUGACAACACCCGAACGAUGUUCCGUAACAAACUGGAAUCAUUGCGGGAUGUGUUUUCAGCAAAAGACAUCAUAUUGCAGAUGCGGACACGGGUGUCGACGAAUCCUAUCGACAGAGUUGCAGGCUUGGUGUACCGUCUCAGGCUGCGGUAUAUCACGAUAUACGAUGCAAACCAGUCAGAGGAGAGCGCAUGGGAACAACUCGUUAACGCCAUGAUGUACUCUUUCCGUGCGGAUUUAUUCUUCUGCUACCCCGAGCCUGGGGACGGAAGAAAAUAUUGGCGACCAUCGUGCACACAGGUAAUGGACACGACAUUCCCGACUGAUCCUAGCAUCUGGUCGAGUAUUACCGGGUUUCUACAAAAUAAUGAGAAUCGAUCGAACUUUUUUUCGGCUGCCCAAUAUAGUAAUUCCCCAUCUUGGAUUCCACCAAAUGCAUAAGCACUGCGAAUUAUACCUUCCUGACGUACAACUGGGCUAUAUUCCUCCGAAUUAUCCAUCAAAGGCUCUGAUAUCACCACCCAGGCCUUUGGUUUGUGAUCCUCGUGAAUCCGCUAAUCUGGUCUGUCAAAUCCCAAAUCAGCGGUAUUUUCUUCAUCACUGCAGGCUCCAUUGCAUGACUU